UCAUCUCCAUUUUCUUCCAUCACUUCCUCCACAACUUCAUACCCACGUCUUAAAAUACCUUCUUUACCCUUUUUCUCUUGAGAAUUCGUAUCACCGGAAAAUGGCUGAAGAAACCAAGAAACCUGCUUCUGAUGAGACUACGCCAGCGACAACUGUGUCUGAUGUCCCUGUGCAGGAAAAGGAACCUGAACCGGUACCUGUUCCUGAGACACCCGAAAAAUCUGCUGCUCCGGUGACGGAGGAAACUGAUAAGGAAAAAGCUCCAGUUACUGAAUCUGCUUCUUUUAAGGAAGAGAGCAAUAAAGUUGAAGAACUACCAAAUCCUGAACAAAAGGCUUUAGCGGAGUUGAAAGAGUUGGUUCAAGAUGCUCUGAACAAACAUGAAUUCACUGCUCCUCCGGUCAAGGAGGAGGAAAAGAAACCAGAGGCUGAAUCAGUAGCUGUUGCUGUGGCAGAGGAGGAGAAAAAGGAAGAAUCUGCUGCUGAGGAACCCACCACCGAUGCUGCACCGGCAACCGCAGAGCCGGUGAAGGAAGAACCACCAGUUCCAGCAGCUGUGGUAGAAGAGAAGAAAGAAACUCCACCUGUAGUGGAAGAGAAGAAAGAAGUUCCACCUGUUGUGGAAGAGAAGAAAGAAACUCCGGCGUCAGCAGAGCCAUCGGAGACGGUUGAUAAAGUGACUGAAAAGGUUACAGCAGAGGAGGAGGAUGGUUCUAAAGCCGUUGAAGAAAUCAAAGAGACGAUUGUUGAAGUGACUGCCACCAGUACUGCACCGGUGGAGGAGGAUGCAGCAGUUCCGGCAGAAGAAGUCGCAGCAACAGAGGAAGAAGUUUCCAUCUGGGGAAUUCCCUUAUUAGCUGAUGAAAGAAGUGAUGUGAUCCUUCUCAAGUUCCUCAGAGCCAGAGAUUUCAAAGUGAAGGAAGCUUUUGCUAUGCUGAAGAGUGUGGUAGCAUGGCGUAAGGAGUUUAACAUUGAUGAACUUUUGGAAGAAGAUCUGUCAGGAUUAGGACUAGAAAAAGUGGUGUACAAUCAUGGUGUGGACAAGGAAGGACAUCCAGUUUGUUACAAUGCAUUUGGGGCAUUUCAGGACAAUGAAUUGUAUCAGAAUACUUUUGCUGAUAAGGAGAAAAUGGACAAGUUUCUUAGAUGGCGUAUUCAGUUCAUGGAGAAAUCAAUCAGGAAUCUUGAUUUUAGCCCUGAUGGCAUAUGCACUUUUGUUCAGGUUAUUGAUCUCAAAAAUUCACCUGGACUUUACCUUUACAAGAAAGAACUUCGCCAGGCUACCAACCGUGCACUUCAGUUACUCCAGGACAACUACCCUGAAUUUGUUGCCAAGCAGGUGUUCAUCAAUGUGCCAUGGUGGUAUCCAGCUUACUACAGGAUGAUCAAUGCACUUUUCACUACCAGGACCAAGAGCAAGUUUGUGUUUGCUGGUGCUUCAAGAUCUGCUGAGACUCUCUUCAAAUACAUUGUCCCUGAGCAAGUUCCAGUUCAAUACGGUGGACUUAGCAGGGAGGGUGAACAGGAAUUCACCAUUGCUGACUCUGCCACUGAGGAUACCGUUAAGCCUGCUUCCAAACACACCAUUGAAUUUCCAGUUACUGAGAAGAGUAAUUUUGUGUGGGAAGCAAGAGUAGUAGGAUGGGAUGUGUGUUAUGGAGCUGAAUUUGUGCCAAGUGCUGAAGGUGGAUACACGAUCAUCGUCGAGAAAUCAAGAAAGAUUGCAGCAGCAAAUGAAACGGUGAUCACCAACAACUAUACCGCGCCAGAAGCAGGGAAGAUGGUGCUUACAUUUGAUAACCAAACAUCUAAGAGGAAGAAGCUUGUCUACAGAUCCAAGGCCAAGUCUUCUGAUUAAAGACAAACAGAUUAUGUUGUUGAAAAAGCUUGCAAAGGGAGAAAGGGUUCUGUUAUUUUGUUCUUUCAUAGCUUUUAAAAAUUCUAUUUUUCUUGUUGAUAUUAAAUUUAAUUUUGAGUGUGGGAUAUUUAUUUGUUUUUGGAUUGUUUUGCUACAAGUAAGUAAAGGGUUUGCAAUGGAUGGAGAAGAAGAAAACAAUGUAUACAGAAUGUGGUUGUAAUAUGUUGGUUGGAAUGUGGACAGAAAAACUUUGAUUACUAGCUCUUGUCUUGAUA
This is a messenger RNA of Solanum pennellii, 2133 nucleotides long. Its product is annotated as patellin-3-like. The coding region runs from base 101 to 1858 and encodes 585 amino acids. Lineage: Eukaryota; Viridiplantae; Streptophyta; Magnoliopsida; Solanales; Solanaceae. The transcript has 4 exons. Gene Ontology annotation, molecular function: lipid binding. The record is from RefSeq and is a predicted model, not a curated record.